AUGGAUAAAACUCAUUUGACAACCACCAAUAAUAUAAAUCAUACCAUCAAUAAUACAAAUAAUCUUUAUUGUUCAUCAUCAUCAACAAUAGUUCCAUUACCAAAUGAUGAUAGACAUAUACAUGAAACGGAUCGGUUUUUAAAUGAACAUGCAUCGUCAAAUAUUAUAUCUGAUUUGCCACGUUCACGUAAUCUUGAAGAAACAGAUGAAAAUGAUUUACCAUUUCCAGGUUUUGUUGAUCGAGUUUUUUAUUGCCUUAGACAAACAUCACCCUUACGUUAUCAAUGUUUACAACUAAUAACAUGGCCAUGGUUUGAACGUAUAAGUAUGUUUGUCAUUCUACUUAAUUGUGUAACACUUGGUAUGUAUCAACCAUGCGCACAUCAGAGCGGUGUACCAGUAGCAAAAAAAUGCGAUACUGUACGUUGUUUAUGGUUACAAGCAACAGAUUAUUUUAUUUUUGGAUUUUUUACUAUUGAAAUGUGUAUUAAAAUGACAGCUAUGGGAAUAUUUGGUAAAGGUACAUAUUUAGCUGAAACAUGGAAUCGACUUGAUUGUUUUAUUGUUAUUGCUGGAUUAAUUGAAUCGUUAAUACCAGGCGAUAAUUUAAGUUUAUCAGCUAUACGUACAAUUCGAGUUCUUCGUCCAUUACGUGCCAUUAAUCGUGUACCAUCCAUGCGUAUAUUAGUUAUGCUUUUACUUGAUACAUUACCAAUGCUUGGAAAUGUUUUACUUCUUUGUUUUUUUGUCUUCUUUAUAUUUGGUAUUGUUGGUGUACAAUUAUGGAAAGGUUUAUUACGUAAUCGUUGUUUUUUACAAUUAAAUAUAACAAGUAUACCUGAUCAUCCAUUAUUCAAUGAUCUUCCUUUACGACCUUUUUAUAUUCCAUCUGAUCACAAUUCAUUUGUUUGUUCAAAUCCACAAUCAAGUGGAAUGACAAAAUGUUCUGAAAUUCCUACAUUACGAAAAGGAAAUAUGACAUGUGAACUUGAUUUUUAUACAUCAUAUGCAGAAAUAAUAAUUGAUCUUAAGAAAACAGUAAAUGGUUGUAUUAAUUGGAAUCAAUAUUAUCAAUUUUGUAAUGUUUCUGAUAAAAAUCCAUUUUCAGGUUCAAUUAGCUUUGAUAAUAUUGGUUUAGCAUGGGUUGUUAUUUUUCAAAUCAUUAGUCUUGAAAGUUGGGUUACUAUCAUGUAUUAUAUACAAGAUGCUCAUUCAUUUUGGGAUUGGAUUUAUUUUGUUUUUCUUAUUAUAAUUGGUUCAUUCUUUAUGAUUAAUUUAUGUCUUGUUGUUAUAGCAACACAAUUUAGUGAAACUAAAAAACGUGAAACUGAACGAAUGUUAGCUGAACGAAGACGUUUUUCACGUUCAUCAAGUACAUUAGUUAGUGAUGAACCAGGUUCAUGUUGGGAAGAAGCAAUUAAAUAUAUUGAACGUUUAUGGCAUCAUGGACAUCGACGUUUAAUUGUAUUAUGGAAGCAUUAUAAAAAAAAACGCACGAAACUUAAUGAAAAACGUUUAUCCGAAGUAAAAAAACAUCGUCGAAAAACAUCAACAACAAUAAAUAAUAAAAAUUCUUCUUCAAUACAAAUUCAAAUUCAUUCAACAGCAAAUUCAUCUCCAUUAUCUAAUCUUAAUAUAAUUCAUCGACCUAAUUGUCCACUUUAUCAACCAACACAUCCAUCAACACCACCAUCAAUAAAUCCAUAUUUAAUUAAUGCGCCAGCAGCUAGUCCUGAAGUAUCCGAUAUAAUUGAUUCAACAAAUGCACCAACUCCAACUAAUGAACCUAAAAUAAUUCUACAUUCGCCAUUUGUUAAUAGUUCAACUACAUCGACUUUAUCACCCAUAUUAUCAAGAAAUCGUCGAAAAAAAUCAACUGAUAUUGUUGAACUUAUUUGUCCCGAUAUAAAUAUAAUUUCUUCAGCGAAUAAUAUGGUAGAAAAUUUAUUAGAUGAGACAAUUAAUAAAAAACCAAAUACUCAAUUUUGUGAAUGUCAACAACAAGAUAAUCUCAAUGGAGAAAAUAAUAAUAAUGAUAAUGAUAAUGAUAAUGAUGAUGAUAAUAAUAAUGAUGAUGAUGAUGAUGACAAUGAUAUUAAUCAAGAAAAAAAAGAAAAAAAACGUUCAAAAAUAAAUAUAUUAUUUCAUCAAUAUUGUUUAACUUAUCUAACAAAAAUUCGUCAAACAAUAUCACGUUUUGUUGUCAGUAAAUAUUUUCGUCGUAUUGUUUUAUCAGCUAUUGUUGUUAAUACAUUAUCAAUGGGUAUUGAAUAUCAUGGACAACCACCAUCUUUAACAAAUGCAUUAGAAUAUAGUAAUUUAGUAUUUACAUCAUUAUUUGCUAUUGAAAUGAUUUUAAAAAUAAUUGCUGAAGGUUGUUUAAAAUAUAUUAAAAAUUCAUAUAAUAUAUUUGAUGGUGUCAUUGUUAUUAUGAGUGUUAUUGAAUUGCAAGGAAAUCAAAAUAGUGGUUUAUCUGUUUUACGUACAUUUCGUUUAUUACGUGUAUUAAAACUUGUUCGAUUUAUGCCAACCUUAAGACGACAAUUAGUUGUCAUGCUUAAAACAAUGGAUAAUGUCGCAACAUUUUUUUCUCUAUUGAUACUAUUUAUUUUUAUUUUCAGUAUUUUGGGUAUGAAUCUUUUUGGUUGCAAAUUUUGCAAAUACAUCGAAGUAGAACCCAAUAAACGUCUUGAAUUCGAGUGUGCACGAGAAAACUUCGACUCUCUUUUAUGGGCAACUUUAACUGUAUUUCAAGUGUUGACACAAGAAGAUUGGAAUGAAGUACUUUAUAAUGGAAUGGAAAAAACUAGUGCUUGGGCAGCUUUAUAUUUCAUUGCAUUGAUGACAUUUGGAAAUUAUGUUCUAUUUAAUUUACUUGUUGCUAUUCUUGUUGAAGGAUUUUCAACAGAGAAAGGAGGGAAUAUGUCAGAAAGUGGCGGUAGUAGUGAUCGAUUAGCCAAAGCAGAUCCAUUUAAAACACAAGCACUUUUCACAGGUGAUGUUGAAGUACCAGCAAAUCCACAUGAAUUAAUUACGGAUGAUAUAACAAGUGUAAAAAAUAGUACAACUGAAAAUAAAAAUCUUCGAGCAAAAGAAGUAAAAAUAAUGAGUAUUCCAAAAAUUGCUAUAAGUAAUGAAUUUGAUUCAAGUUUAAAAAUAUUUGAAACACAUCCACAACAAAUAAAUACAACACCAACACCACCAACACCAUAUAAAUCUAUAAUAAAAAAUCGUUCAUCACAACCACAAACACCAUCAUCAACAUCAACAACACAAAGUUAUUAUACAUGUCCAACACGUUUUGAUUCAAAUUUUUCAAAUGAUCCUAUGCGUAAAUCAUUUAUAAAAAAUAAAACAUCCGAUCCAAAUUCAAUAAAAAAACAAACUAUUGAUGAAAAUGAUACUGAAUAUGAUAUUUCAGGCUUCUCAAAUUUAGAAGAUAUAUCAAAAAUGCAAACAUCUAGAAAUGAACAACAAAUUCCUCGUCGACGUGGUACAAUAUCAACAGCAUCAGUAUUACAUUCAAAUAAUAAUUUAAAUGAAAAUGUACCUAAAAAACAAUAUAGUUUACGUAAAAAUCAUUCAUUUACAUAUGUUACUAAUGAGAAUAUUUCAACAUCAACUUUUAAUAAAUCAUCACGAAAUUCUUUUAUUCCACAUAUAACAGAACCUCCACCACCAUUACCAUAUGCAGAAAAAAAUGCACGAAAUUCUUUAACACAAAUAAGUCAUGGACAACGACAAAAAAAAUCUCUACCUGUACGACGAACAAAUUCUUAUCGUCCAUCAUCAUCAUCAUCAACAACAGUAUUAAGACGUUUUAUUCUACGUGAUGGAAAAUUAAUUGAACAAGAUAUAAAUAAUUCCCAACCAAUUAUAAAACGACGAUCAACAUUUGAUAAUUCUUUAUAUCCAAUGACACAAAUUGAAACAUCAAAUACAUAUGAAACAGUACAACUGGAAGAUAAUGAACAACAUAUUAAAACUAAUUCAAAUAAUUCCAUUCGAUUAGUUAUAGAUAAUAAUUUAAAUACACAAUCCAUUGUGAAUGAUCAAAGUGAUAUGCAAUUAGAUAUUGAAAGAAAAACAAAAAAGCCACAACUUGGAAUUUUUCGAGCAUGUUUAAUUCGUUUAUGUGGUGAACGUUGUUUUCGUUAUUUAAAAAAACGUGAUCAUUAUUCACUGUAUCUUUUCUCACCAGAAAAUCGAUUACGUAGAGCAUUAAAAUAUUUAAUUGCACAAAAAACAUUUGAUUAUUCCAUUCUAUUUUUUAUAUCUCUCAAUUGUAUAACACUUGCUAUGGAACGUCCAUCAAUACCACCAAUAAGUUUUGAACGUGAAUUUUUGAAUAUGACAAAUUAUAUUUUCACAGCUAUAUUUACUAUUGAAAUGGUAAUCAAAAUAAUUGCAGGUGGACUUAUAUGUGGAUCACAUACAUAUUUACAUACUGGUUGGAAUGUUAUGGAUGGAUUUCUUGUUAUUAUAUCUGUUAUUGAUCUUGCAACAAUGUCUCGUGGAGGUAGUGCAAUAACACCUAUUAAUGCUGAUUCUGAUGCAACAACACGGAUAUUUAGCAUGUUAAGAGUUUUUCGAUUAUUAAGAACAUUAAGACCGUUAAGGGUCAUUAGUCGAGCACCUGGUCUAAAACUUGUUGUUCAAACAUUACUUUCAUCAUUACGACCAAUUGGUCAUAUUGUUGUUAUUUGUUGUACAUUUUUUAUUAUAUUCGGUAUUCUUGGUGUUCAGCUAUUCAAAGGAAAAUUUUAUUAUUGUGCCGGUGAAUUUGCUCGUAAUGUAACAACAAAACGACAAUGUGUAGAAAUGCCUGAUCAUCAAUGGAAAAAUCAACAAUUUAAUUUUGAUAAUUUAGGUCAAGCAUUACUUGCAUUAUUUGUUUUAGCAUCACGUGAUGGUUGGAUACAAAUAAUGUAUAAUGGUAUUGAUGCUGUUGAUGUUGAUAUGCAACCAAUAAGAAAUUAUAAUGAACCUAAAUUAAUAUAUUUUAUAUCAUUUUUAUUACUUGUUGGCUUUUUUGUUUUAAAUAUGUUUGUUGGUGUUGUUGUUGAAAAUUUUCAUAAAUGUCGUGCUGAACAAGAACGUGAAGAAAAAGCACGACGUACAGCUAAAAGAGCAAGAAAAAUUGAACGAAAACGACGUCGUAUGCAUGAAAUACCAUAUUAUGCACAUUUUUCACCAUGGAGAAGACGUUUGCAUGAUAUAUGUAAUAGUAAAUAUUUUGAUUUAAUUAUUGCUGCUGUUAUUGGUCUUAAUGUUGUUACGAUGUCAUUAGAAUUUUAUUUAAUGCCACCGAUUUUUGAUUUAGCUCUUGAUUAUUGUAAUUACGUAUUUACAGGUGUAUUUAUAAUUGAAUCAAUAUCGAAAAUUAUUGCACUUGGACCAUUACGUUAUUUUAAAGACAAAUGGAAUCAAAUCGAUACAACGAUUGUUGUUUUAUCCAUUGCUGGUAUUGUUAUGGAGAAAAUGAAAAGUGGACAAGUACUUCCAAUUAAUCCAACACUUAUUCGUGUUAUGAGAGUACUAAGAAUUGCUCGAGUUCUUAAAUUAUUAAAAAUGGCAACAGGUAUUCGAGCCUUAUUAGAUACUGUAAUUCAAGCUCUUCCACAAGUGGGAAAUUUGGGUCUUUUAUUCUUCCUUCUUUUCUUCAUAUUUGCUGCAUUGGGUGUUGAAUUAUUUGGAAAAUUAGAAUGUGAUGAUGACCAUCCAUGUACUGGUCUUAAUAAACAUGCACAUUUUAAAGAUUUUGGUAUGGCAUUCUUAACAUUAUUUCGUAUUGCAACAGGUGAUAAUUGGAAUGGUAUUAUGAAAGACGCUUUACGCAACGAUGAUUCACCACAUAGUGUGAAAAAUCCAUUUAUGACUGCAUUAGCACCAAUUUAUUUUGUUGUUUUUGUUCUUAUGGCUCAAUUUGUUCUUGUCAAUGUUGUUGUUGCUGUAUUAAUGAAAAAACUUGAUGAAUCAAAUCGUAUGGUAGCUGAUGAAGCAGAAAUUGAUGAAGAAAUUGAAAGACAAUUAGAAGCUGAUGCACAUGAUAGAAAUUAUCUUGAACAACCAUUACUUGAUGAUAAAGAUCUAGAUCUUCUAAAUGAUAAUACAAUGCAAUUGUUUCCAUUGACUAAACAACUAUCUUUACCACCUAAUUUUACAUUUCAUUCCAUGAGUUCACCAACACCACGUCGACCAAAAUUUAAAACAAUUGAAGUAGUUAAAGGUUCAUCAUUAUCAUCAGUUAUUGGUUCACCAUCACGUUUUAUAACAUUACAAAUAGACAAAUCUUCAUCAUCAGUUAAUGAUGAAGAAAAUAUUCCAUUAAAUGUUCGUACAAGUACAGAAGUUUUAUAUCGUCCAACAUCAAUUAUAUCUCAUCAUCGUUCAAAUACAGUUCCAUCACGUGAUCGAAGAUCUGAUUCAAGAAUAAAAUCAAAUCAACAAACAACAUAUCUUUCGCCAACAUAUAAACGUCAUGAAAAUAUUCAACGAUCACCAGCACCUCAACCAUUUUCACCAUCAUUAUUACCGUCACAAGCAAGACGACGUAUACGUGCUAUUGAUGAUCCCGAUGAAAUCGAUUCACCAACAGGUAGCAUUACCAAUCGCUAUGUUUAA
This is a messenger RNA of Rotaria sordida, 6624 nucleotides long. Lineage: Eukaryota; Metazoa; Rotifera; Eurotatoria; Philodinida; Philodinidae. The record is from the annotation of a GenBank genome assembly.